Messenger RNA from Doryrhamphus excisus (bluestripe pipefish), 8498 nucleotides. It is a transcript of the gene txnrd2.2, whose product is annotated as thioredoxin reductase 2, tandem duplicate 2. NCBI's taxonomy places the organism in Eukaryota, Metazoa, Chordata, Actinopteri, Syngnathiformes, Syngnathidae. Gene Ontology annotation, cellular component: cytosol; mitochondrion. Gene Ontology annotation, biological process: glutathione metabolic process; cell redox homeostasis; cellular response to oxidative stress. The record is from RefSeq and is a predicted model, not a curated record. Gene Ontology annotation, molecular function: thioredoxin-disulfide reductase (NADPH) activity; glutathione-disulfide reductase (NADPH) activity; flavin adenine dinucleotide binding.
UUAUGUCAAUACAUGUUCCUUCGUAUACGUGGUAUAAUAUUAUUAUUAUUAUUAAAGUAUCCAUGCCGGUGUUUGACUUGAAACUUGUUAUAAUCAGUGGAAAGUAGAUAUUUUAUUUUAGUUGAGUGGGAAUAUGACUGCGGAAAUGAAAUUAAUUUUAUUCAGGCAACUCUUUGAACACCAUAGAGACAGACGGGGUCCUUCUUUUCAUAAUAACAACAUGGCGGCUCUCUGUAGAGGCAGGCACAGGUGGAAAUCGGUGAAAUGGUGUCGUCUUAUAACCAGAUCUGUGACAGGUAACAGUGUGUUGUGUGCCGGAGUAAAUAAUAAAGCUUUUAUUGACGGCAAGUAUGACUAUGAUGUGGUGGUCAUCGGAGGGGGAUCAGGAGGACUGGCUUGUUCCAAAGAAGCUGCACAACUAGGACUGAACGUUGCUGUUCUGGAUUAUGUGGAGCCCUCUGCAAAAGGCACCAAGUGGGGGCUUGGUGGCACAUGUGUUAAUGUUGGCUGCAUACCCAAGAAGCUCAUGCACCAGGCGGCUCUGCUUGGUACUGCAAUCAAAGAUGCCAGGAAGUAUGGUUGGCAGAUUUCAGGACCAAUUUCACAUGACUGGUCCACCAUGGCCGACGCGGUUCAGAACCACAUCCGGUCUCUGAACUGGGGUCACCGUGUUCAGCUCCAGGACAAGAAGGUGAAGUAUCUGAACAUGAAAGGAAGCUUGGUAGAUGAACAUACAAUCAAAGCACUAACAAAAGCAGGGAAGGAGAUGACCCUGACUGCCAAGAACAUUGUGAUUGCUACAGGUGGACGACCCAAAUUCCCCACAAAUAUACCAGGAGCAAUGGAGCAUGGUAUCACCAGUGACGACAUAUUCUGGCUAAAGGAAUCACCUGGAAAAACGCUUGUGGUGGGAGCUAGCUAUGUGGCUCUAGAGUGUGCAGGCUUCCUCACAGGCAUUGGCUUGGACACCACCGUAAUGGUCCGCAGCAUCGCCCUACGGGGUUUUGAUCAGCAAAUGGCACAAUUAGUCACAGACUACAUGGAGUCUUAUGGAACCAAGUUUGCAUGGAAGUGCGUCCCGAAGCGUGUUGAAAAACUCCCAUCGGGAGCCUUACAAGUAAUCUGGAUUGAUAUGAUGACAGGCAACGAACACAAGGACACCUAUGACACUGUCUUGUGGGCAGUCGGUCGAGCUCCAGAAACUAAAGCGUUGGGUCUCAACAAGCUCGGAGUACAACUCGACAAGAAGACAGGGAAAAUAAUUGUGGGGGUUGAUGAGUCUACCACUGUGCCAAACAUCUACGCUUUUGGUGACAUCGGCCAGGGUCGUCCUGAAUUGACCCCAACGGCCAUCAAAGCUGGAAAACUCCUCGCUCGUAGACUUGCUGGCCGGAGCACAGCGCUCAUGAACUAUGAUAAUGUACCGACAACAGUGUUCACCCCUCUGGAGUAUGGCUGUGUGGGCCUAUCAGAGGAGGAGGCUGAAAGUAGGCAUGGCAAAGAUAAUAUAGAGGUUUUCCAUGCUUUCUACAAGCCGCUAGAAUUCACUGUUGCAGAGCGUGAUGCAAGCCAGUGUUACUUAAAGGUGAUAUGUGAGCGGGAUGGCGUCCAGAAGAUCCUGGGUCUGCACUUCACUGGUUCAAAUGCAGGAGAGGUCACCCAGGGGUUUGCUAUGGGCUUCCAGUGUGGGGCUACGUAUUCACAUCUCUUAGAGACAGUGGGCAUCCACCCGACAACUGCUGAGGAGCUAGUCAAGGUCAAUAUUACAAAGCGUUCCGGAUUGGAUGCCACUGUGACCGGAUGCUGAGGUUAAGUCCCCUCGGUCUUUGAACAUGGAGCACACAGGGUAGAAAAAGGUUAGUCUGGUCCAAAUAAUAACCUAGAUUUGAUCCGCUCUUUCUUUUUUUCGUAUCCUUUUCUUCUCCGUGUGUCCCCUCAUCAUGCUCUUCCAGUCCGUCAGAGUAAGACCAGGUAGCCAGUUGACUAUAAAUGGGAUAUUGUUUGACAAGUUCAGUGUAAAAUCUAGAUUUUGAGGGCAAAGAAUCCUGCAUGUCGGUAAUGCAAAAAUAACGAAAAAAAAUUACAUUGAGUGAGACUGCAAAAUAACUCGCCAUGGCGACAAAAAACGUUGAAAGAAAGAAUUCACAAAUUACAAAGAUGGCUUCCCAUCCCUUCCUUCUUCUCCACUCAUUGCUAUUUUUGCCAAAAAAAAGAGUUUUCAAUCAAGGUAUAAAUUCAUUUAUCCAUUUCAUUCAUCAUUGAUACAGUGGAACCUUAGUUAGCAUCCUCCCCAGUUAGCGUUUUUUUGGUUAACAUAAAAAAAUGUUUCCAUAAUUUUGCCUCGUUGUGCUUGCAUUCAGUUAGUGUACAAUAUGGCGCACAUCUUGUUGUGUUAUUAAUACAGUAAACCUCGGAUAUAUCGGACUCGGAUAUAUCGGAAAUUCGCUCACAACGGACAUAUUAAAAAAGAACCAAUUUUUCUGUAAUGCAUUUCCAAUAAAAAUUUAUUGCAUAUAUCGGAUUUUUAUAACGGAUUUCGCCUAUUCCGGACAAAAUCUCCAGUCCCAUUCCAAUGCAUUUCCAUUAAAUUUCCCUCUCAUAUAUCGGAUGGCCGCAUCGUGGCGCUCCGAUUCGCCGAAUCGUGACAGGCCGCUAUACGACGUCAUUUGCGGCGUUUGCAGCGUUGCCUGCGCGUCCAGGUACAUUGGAAACAUAGUCAAGGAAGUGCCUUUUUAUAACGGAUAAAAUCCGAUUUACGCAUAUACCGGAUAUAAAUCCGAUAUAUGCGUAAGAUGGGAGAGACGGACAUUUUCCGGUAUACGCAUAUAACGGAUUUCGCUUAUAUCGGACAAAACCAGUGGGAACAAUUGAAUCCGAUAUAUCCGAGGUUCACUGUAUAUUACGUUUGUCCAACUCUGUUCUUUGCGUGUUUUUAUUAUAAAACAUCCUUCCUUGUAAUCAUCCUAUUAGCUAAACAAAAGAGCAACCAAAACCGCUAGUCAGCUAUGAAUUGUUUUCUGCAUGUAAAAUUGAACAGUUUAGCUUUGUUUUUCAUACAUUUCUGUUUUUGUCACGGAUUAAUAAUGAAAACCAAGGUUCCACUGUAUUAGACUUAAAGUGGACAAAAUCAUGUUUGUGUCCUUUGCAGGCGCACGCUCAUAAAUCAGGAUUAAAUCCGGUUCUGAAGGUGUUGAUAAAAAAAAAAAGUGCAAAUAAACAGAGCAGUUUUUUUCUGAAAAUAUAUUCUAUAAAUAUUGUUGUUUCUGUGGCUGUGCUUCCUGUCCAUUAGUCUUGAAUGUGACACAUACCAUAGACCCCUUACGCCUCGCCCUCCAUGACACUGAUGGAUGGCCUCGGGACUGUCGCUGCAGCGAAACCUCCCCAUUUCCCAUGGACGGACACAAACAGUCGUGCGUAGUUGUCAGUUGGUCCUACAGGAAAGACUUGACCAGGGAGAAGGGUUCUGUAUGAUUUCAGAAGGUCCAGUAUUACUUCUACUUAUUGUGACUGGACAUGAAGCAAUAGAACAGGAUGAUAAACAUCUACAAGCUGAUCCACACCCUGCAUCACUGCACCAGCAGCUCUGCAGCAGCUGUAGUUCUCAGUCAUACCCAAAGGUGGCAGUGUUGUCUGUCGAUUCUCAUGACAAAGUAAAGGUAUGUGUUGGAUGAAAUCUAACCUACAUUCAUUUAAUUCCCACAAUUGAUAAGAUUUUUGCUGAAGUUGGAGCAAAGACUGGAUUUGUGAUACGGGUUAUCUCUUGUGUGUUUACAUGGAUGCAAGGUCAGCGCUUAAAGAGUCAUGACCAUUAAGAUAAGCGAAAUUGUACAUAUCAAUCAAGCAAAAAUAGCAGAUAAAAGCAUUUACCAGAAUCCUUAAAUGUUCAACCUGCUGACUGAACUGGACAUCCUCAAGCGAGCGUAAGGUUAUUAGGCGGACGAGCAGCUGGGCGGGCUUGCUACCCAAAUUUGGGGACCUUAAUGGAGGCUGAUGGGUGCAGUUUAUUUUGAUGUGAUGUCUAAUCUGUCCAGUCUGAUUAAUGAGCUUGAUGAGGGGAGUGACAGCGUGCCUGGAGAUGGAAAGACGAAAAAAAAGAGAGAGCGGGCUACCAGGUUUAUUUGGACCAAGUCCGGGAACGAAAGAGCUGAGUUUCAGCUCGGCUGGUGAGGGAUGGGUAAGGGGGGGGUGGGGUUCCUGUGUGCUCUGUUCCAAACCGAAGGUGCUGACUGAAGGACCCUGACCUCUGCUCAGCUGGAACAGCUUGACUCUAUCACUCUGAGUACAGAGGGCUCACAUGCUCUGGUGCUGCACGGCAGGGGGUGAGUGGGUUUUGGAUGGAUGUGGAUGGCCGGUGGACCAAGGGAGUCGAUGUUCCUGCUCUUAACAAGGCACUUCUGAGACCGUGCAAGGCAAAGGAAGGGAAGUCAUUCAGUCCAUCAGGGUAACUGUAAUGUCUGUUUACAUUUUACCCUCCACUUCCCCUCUGCUGUUCUUCCUCCCUGUACAGCGAAAAAUAUUCCUCCUCAUGUGCACAUCAUGAAAAAAUAAUAUCGGAAUGAUUAUUAGACAUUGUUGAUUAGUCUCUCCCAUCUUAUAACUUGAGCAGGAAGCCUCCUCUGAGCAACACAGGGGAUCAGGGUUCAACUUUCAGGUAUAGCCAGCUAAUGAUGACCUGCACUAAAACCCAAAACUGGGGAGUGCUGGGCUGAUGUCCCCUGGCCGCCAACUCUGCAAACUUUCUUAUAUAUAAUUUAUACUGUAUGUAAGUAAUAACACUGUGUAUGCAUAGUGUCCAUGUUAAAGUUGUGAUGUCCACUGAUGGCUGCUGUUCUUCAUGAGUACAACACACAACACAUAUUAGUGUUAUUUUAUAAUACUUAAUCUCAGUCUAUUUUUGUUGAUUUUUGUUUAUUUCGAAAGGGAAUGCAAAUCUAAAAAAAAAUACAUUGGAUCCUCCAUAUUUUAAUUGAAAGAUAAUACUUAAUUUGUGGGGAAAACCCGCCCUUUUGUGGUCAUAAUCUCAAUAAUUAGUCAGUGUAUUGGUAGAAAACCCUUCUGAUUUGGGAAGCUCACACCCAGCAUGUCUUGCGGAUUAUACUUUUUAUUUAAAAGUGUGCCUUUGCAUGUAUAUGAAUGUAAAUGUUUAUUUCUAUACCAGCAUAGUCCGUGUAGUCCAGUUAAAAUAUGCAUCAUUUUGGUUGCACCGUAGUGACAGAAGUGUUUGGUUUGAUAACCUACAUUUGGGUUUGUGGUCCCGGGAAGGUAAACUUCAUGAUAAGCGGGGAACUGCUAUACGGAUACAUAUAUCGGGCCCACGACUUGAUUAUUGUAAUUGAGCUUGUAGGAAGAAGACUGUAAUUUAUGUCUGAAAGGAUAAAUAGACUAAAAAGUCAAAUGUUCAGUACUUAUUAAGCAUGGAAAGCUGUUCAUAUUUCUUAUGUUGAAUCAUGGACCAAGAGAAAAGCCAGAGGUUGUGGUCAUAGAUUUCAUCUCCUGCAUUAAGAAGUUGUGACAAAAAUAUUUUUUUGAUAGAAAAGGGUCUUUCCAACGUAAUAUUGUUUGAAUCUACAUUUAGAAUACAAAGCUAUGGAUCUCAAACUUGUUGCAGGGUCGCCCCAGUUGUAAUAAAAAUGGGCUGACACGCAGUACUUUUUCAUUAUUAGAGUUCCUGGAAAGGAAUUUGCAAUAAAUAUUCUCCGUCAUCAUUCCCAGUAAAGCCACAAGUAGACAUUCAUAUACUUUGAUACUUCGAAUCGCACAUAUGAAACAACAAGUGCUGUUUGGCUUGUUAUUAUUUUCCGAAAUUUCUCCCCAUAUUCCACCAUCAUAUGUGCAAAAUAAAAACACCGCUGUGCAUUAGUACAGGUGAUCUUAACUCGCGCUACACGGCUUAGCCUUCACAUGAAGCCAUGUCAACCAGGGGUGGUCACACUUUGACCCCGACUCGUCUCUGCUGACAGGCUGCUCUGCUAUGCAGCCCUGUCACUCAACCCUGUUCACCAACAAUAGCAGAAAUUCCAGUAUGUUUGUUUGGUUAAGGAUGGCCCUCUGAAACUCCUAAACCUCCUCGGGAUCCACAGCCAGUGUCAGUCCAAAGCCAGACAGCAGGAGUAAAGUUCAUCCUAGUCAGCUCCAUUUAGCAAUUGUAACUCAUAUGCCCCUUCUACAAUGGAGCAAACUAAACUAAAUCCACCUUGAAAUGCACUUAGUAGAACAUGUCAACAUGUCAGGCUCUGCUCGGUUCUUCGUUCUGUCCUAAUCCAGCCCAUUGAAUACUGACAGUUAUCUGUGAGUCAGACAUUCACCGGGUCUUUGUCACCUCAGCUCCUGAGCUGUAGCAGCCUCAGUGAAGAGCAGAACCUUCAGGUGCACGUUCAAAAACACACAUGCCGUGUAGUAAGCUCCACGACUAACGCACAAUCCUCCGGAGGAGGAGAAAGCGAUGCAAACCUUGUGUAAACACAAGAACCGAAGUGACGCAAGGAGUAGAAAAGGCUCAAACUCGGUGGGGAUUAUACUUGAGAAAUGAAAAGGGGAUGAUUAUGAAUGCUCUGUUGUGCUGCCAGCCGGUAUCUGGCUCAAGGAAUGUCAGUCUGAGAUGACUUCGGGGCCCGGACAAGGUGUGGUGCUUGAGUCCUAGGUUUUCCAGGCGAAUCAGCCCAGUGACCUCUUUAAAAACACAAAGAUUUACUAAUGGACUCACAAUAAUAACUGAGUACAGCAAAUUUUGUGUUUUGCACAUACAUUCCACCUCCUGCAGCAAUUUGGACACACUUCAAUUAUGAAGCUGUGUAGAAGGUCUAUGGUUUUCUAUUGUAAGUGUUUCAUAGUCUGCAAAGUGUAUGAAAAAGGUUUAGGCACCCCUGAUAAUUUUCAAGAUUUUCCUUUAUAAAUCACUAGUUGUUGGGAUCAGCCGUUCCAGUUAAAUACAGUAAACCUCGGAUAUAUCGGAUUCAAUUGUUCCCACUGGUUUUGUCCGAUAUAAGCGAAAUCCGUUAUAUGCGUAUACCGGAAAAUGUCCGUUUUACGCAUAUAUCGGAUUUAUAUCUGGUAUAUGCGUAAAUCGGAUUUUAUCCGUUAUAAAAAGGCACUUCCUUGACUAUGUUUCAAAUGUACCUGGACGCGCAGGCAACGCUGCAAACGCUGCAAAUAAUGUCGUAUAGCAGCCUGUCACGAUUCGGCGAAUCGGAGCGCCACGAUGCGGCCAUCCGAUAUAUAUGCGAGGGAAAUUUAAUGGAAAUGCAUUGGAACGGGACUGGAGAUUUUGUCCGAAAUAGGCGAAAUCCGUUAUAAAAAUCCGAUAUAUGCAAUGAAUUUUUAUUGGAAAUGCAUUACAGAAAAAUCGGUUCUUUUUUAUCUGUCCGUUGUGAGCGAAUUUCCGAUAUAUCUGAGUCCGAUAUAUCCGAGGUUUACUGUAUAUCAUAUAGCAGACGAACACUAUGAUAGAUGAAAAGUGGAAUGAAGUUUAUAGGAUUUACAUAAAGUGUGUAAUAAUUAUUUAAACACAAGUAGGCAGCCUCACAGCAUGAUAUAACCACCACCAAAUGUUACUGUGGGUAGCAAGUGUUUGUCUUGGAAUGCUGUGUUCUUCAUCCGCCAUGCAUACCGCCCCUUGUUAUGAGCCCAAGGACGGGGACUGCGACUCCCUUUACAGUUAAAAUACUCCCCUUCAAAAAUAUCAAGAUUGUCUCGUUUAUGUUUGGCUGAUCUAAGGACGACAUGUUUGGCUGCGCCGCAACUGCCAGAAAGAUUCAGUCAACAACUCGCAUCCCUUCUUUGACUUUCUUUCAACCACAAACACUACAGGAAGAAGGUCGGAUCUUGUCAGUGUAGAGUCCCUUUUGGUAGCCCAGUGGAGGUGAGGGCCUGUGAAAUGAGCUUAUCUGACCCCUGAUAAGAACAGGAUACCCUCAGGAAUGGUCUAAAUUCAAUACACAUGGCUGCCACUGUGGCAUUUAUCAGAGGGGAUGUUUGAAAAGGAGCUUGGCUGUCGCUUGCUGUGGUUGGGUUCAGCCUAUCUUAGAUGGGUCAAAGACACCGCAACCCUUUGGUUUGAACAUGACUGCCUGCAGCUUACAACAAGAAGAAGUGUGUGCAACAAUGUUUUAUGUUGCGGUUUGGAGCAAUUAUAAUGCCAACCUCUUCUAACAAAUCAUUUCCGAAGGGGGUUUUGUCACUCAGGAAGUUGUUUACUUACAAGAUUUAUUGAGGGGAUUUUGUGUUCAUUUGCAUGCCAAACUAUACUCAGUAGGUUGAGCCAAGUUUGAUUGCAAAGACGACACAACUUUUACUGCUAAAUGAGACAUCCGGUACACUGCUUUUUGACACUCCACCUUAGACGCCGAACGUGUGCUGUGCGUAACGGCCCCGCCGUCCAUAAAGGACUCCAUUUUGGCUAAGCAUGAGGCAAAAAAUAAGAUGUGUCAUCUGACAAAGUAACAAUUGAUAGUAUAUGGCAAAAUAAGGGGCGGCAUGGCGGUUAGCGCGACCUCACAGUU